Messenger RNA from Paramuricea clavata, 1756 nucleotides. NCBI's taxonomy places the organism in Eukaryota, Metazoa, Cnidaria, Anthozoa, Malacalcyonacea, Plexauridae. The record is from the annotation of a GenBank genome assembly.
UAUCAACAAUUGAAUGCAUUAGUUACAGAGUUUAAUACGACUCGUUGCCCGUUGAAAGUCUUCGGCGUUCCUUGUAAUCAAUUCGGAUUACAAGAGCCAGGUCAGGGGAUUGAAAUCGUGAAAUCAUUGCAGUAUGUAAGACCUGGGAAUGGCUUUAAACCGAAUUUCGAUUUAUUGGUAAAAAGGGACGUUAAUGGAGAGAAAGAGGAUGCCCUCUUUACUUGGCUAAAGGUAUGUUGUUGUCAAGCCGAUGUCAGGAUGUGUUCGCACUGCUUGUUCCCAGUUGUUGUGACAAGUCUGGAACAAGUUGUUAUCACCUUGUUACAAGGUUGAUGACGGUAACAGACUUGCUACAAGUUGUUCCAACGAGACUAAUACAGGCUGUUCGUAACAAGUUGCUACGAGCUUGUUGUCAUCAACUUGUUUCGUGCAGACGAUGUCAGACUUGUUGGAACAACUUGUUGCGAGUUCCAGACUUGUCAACAACUGGGAACAAGCAGUGCGAACACAUCUUAAUGACAAGCUGUGAGCUAGCUAGCUGACUAGCUAGCCUGGUCCAUGUAAGUCAUGUAAUCGCAGCCCCAAAAAUUCUAUACAGUAAGACAAUUGAAACUCAGCCCGGCCUGAAACCUCUCAAUGUAAUCAGCUCCUUUUUACGUUUGCACAUGGCGUCAAUGUGCAUGGUGUUCCAAUUCAAAAGAAUUUUAAUUAGACUCUUGUCUGGAACUCCAACAUGACCACCAUGGCUUUUGUUGAGUUGGUCCAUGGGAAAUUAUUUUGCAAGCGCUCUAAAGGGUAGUUUCCACUCGGAAAAUUAUCCGUGGAUUGGAACGGACAAGAAAAUUUUUCUUUGUCUUCUGAGCUCUGGGUUAGAACUAAAGACUUUAACGCAAAGAAAAAUGUUUUUGUCCGUUCCUAUCCACGGAUAAUUUUCCUGAGUGGAAACUAGCCUUAACUCUUAAAGUGCAUAUGACAUGAAAUUUCUUAUUUUCUUAAAUGAAAGAACUCUAAGCUGUAGUGUAACUUAUAUUCAGUUCCGAGAUAUUUCAAUUUGUUUGAUAUGUAAAUGAGUGUGAAUAUGUCCGCUAAUUUAUGACGUCAUGUUGGUUGCAAGCUCUUCAAAAUGGUUGAAUAUCACUGGCACUGCUAUCAUCCAAGAUGAUAAUUUCAAACUUCACUCACUGGUAAAUGUGAUGAAACACUGUAGAAAAACGUGAACAGAUAUCUAUAGUUUUUAGAGUUGAUACAUUUAUAACCAGUGUAAGUUGAGCUUGCAACCAACAUGACGUCAUAAAUUAGCGGACAUAUUCACACUCAUUUACAUAUCAAACAACUUGAAAUAUCUCUGGAACAAACCAUAAAAACAAGAAACUGAAAAAUAAGUUACACUACAGCUUAAAGAGUUCUUUCGUUUAAGAAAAUAAGAAAUUUCAUGUCAUAUGCACUUUAAGGUUGAAAUUUAUGCAUAAAAUUCAGUUGUUUAAAAAUUAUUUCAUUUUUUCCCCAGUCGCAGUGUCCAAACCCCACGACACUCAUUGGUGAUCCGAGCAAACGAUUCUACUCGCCAAUUCGAACGACGGACAUCAAAUGGAAUUUCGAGAAAUUCCUGAUCGACCACACAGGGCAGCCUAGAAAGAGAUACACGCCAAAUCUCAAACCACAGGACAUGAAGACAGAUAUACAAAAUUUGGUCCAGGAAUGUUUGAAGGGGAAACAGCAUAGAGUUAUGUUCCAAGACGUCUUUGAUGAGGUUUAG